Molecule: messenger RNA, 1611 nt
Organism: Metarhizium album ARSEF 1941
Lineage: Eukaryota; Fungi; Ascomycota; Sordariomycetes; Hypocreales; Clavicipitaceae
Product: cytochrome P450 61
Exons: 4
Coding region: 1-1611 (536 amino acids)
Biological process (GO): sterol metabolic process
Molecular function (GO): monooxygenase activity; heme binding; iron ion binding
Source: RefSeq, a predicted model, not a curated record
AUGGAAGCCAAUUCUUCAUCGUCUGCUUUUCCCUCUAUCCUGGCCAGCUCCAAGUAUGGCAGCAUUAAUGUCCCUCCUCAACUGGACAUGGUCCUCGAGGCCGUCAGCACCGCCGGCCCCUGGACAAUUCUUCUGACUCUCCUGGCCAUGUGUGUGGUCUACGACCAAAUUAGCUACAUCAUGAAUAAGGGGUCAAUCGUUGGCCCAGCUUUGAAAAUGCCGUUUAUCGGGCCUUUCUUACAAUCCGUGAAUCCCAAAUUUGAGGAAUACUACGCCAAAUGGGCCAGUGGUCCCCUCAGCUGCGUCUCCGUCUUCCACAAGUUCGUCGUCAUUGCUUCUACCCGAGACAUGGCCCGAAAGGUGCUCAAUUCGCCAAUGUACGUCAAGCCUUGUGUUGUUGACGUCGCCCACAAACUUCUCGGACACGACAAUUGGGUUUUCCUCGAUGGAAAGGCUCACGUCGACUUUCGAAAGGGACUCAACGGCCUCUUUACUCGCAAGGCUCUCGAGUGCUACUUGCCUGGUCAGGAGGAAGUCUACAAGACGUAUUUCCAAAAAUUUCUCGGCAUCACCAAGAAGAACAACGGGAAGCCUGUGCCUUUCAUGCCUCAAUUCCGCGAACUCAUGUGCGCUGUGUCUUGCCGCACCUUUGUUGGCCAUUACAUGUCUGACGCUGCCGUCAAGAAAAUCGCCGAUGACUACUACCUGAUCACUGCCGCUCUCGAGCUUGUCAAUUUCCCCAUAAUUGUUCCUUUCACCAAGACCUGGUAUGGCAAGAAGGCCGCCGACAUGGUUCUUGUCGAGUUCGCCAAAAGCGCUGCCAAGAGCAAGGUUCGUAUGGCCGCUGGUGGCGAGGUGACGUGCGUCAUGGAUGGCUGGAUUCUCCAGAUGAUACAAUCUGAGCGCUGGCGCAAGGCUCAAGAGAAUGGCGAGGGAACUGAGGGCGCGGAGAAGCCUUCACCGUUACUGCGCAUGUUCUCCGACUACGAAAUAUCACAGACCGUCUUCACUUUCCUCUUUGCUUCCCAGGACGCCACCAGCAGCGCUGCCACUUGGCUUUUUCAGGUUACCGCUCAGCGGCCAGAUGUGUUGGAUCGCGUUCGCGAGGAGAACAUGAAGAUUCGCAAGGGUGACCCUGAUGCGGAGAUCAACAUGGAUGAGCUUGAGUCUCUGACUUAUACCCGCGCUGUCGUGCGUGAACUUCUUCGAUAUCGUCCCCCCGUGCUGAUGGUACCCUACAUGGUCAAGAAGGCAUUUCCUAUUACUGAUUCGUAUACUGUUCCCAAGGGCUCCAUGGUUGUUCCUACUACCUACAUGGCUCUGCAUGACCCUGAGGUUUAUGAAAAUCCCGACUACUUCGACCCUGAUCGCUACUACUCUGGAGACGCUGAGGUGAGGGGGGCCAAGAACUACCUGGUGUUCGGCACCGGCCCUCAUUACUGUCUCGGCCAAGUUUAUGCCCAACUCAAUCUUGCACUGAUGAUUGGCAAGGCUUCCGUUCAGAUGAAAUGGACACACCACCCCACGCCCUUGUCUGAAGAGAUCAAGGUGUUUGCUACCAUCUUCCCCAAGGAUGACUGUCCCCUCACCUUUGAGAAGCGCCAAUGGUAA